AUCCAAGGACAGCUAUGUGCUGUACAUGUGUAAAAUAAUCGAGUUAGCCUGUGAUGCGACAGCCAUUGUUAAUCACAUAACAUUCUUCGUGCAUUGUGGUUUUGUUUUGAUAGCUAAACUUAUUGUGUUAUCUUUUGCAAAACAAUGUGUGUGUGCGUGAGGCAGUAUCUCAGACAUCUCGGAUAAGUGCAUCAGGGGUCGCUGGAUGCCCCGAAUCACGUUUAAUCGGAUAUCAGUUUAAUUUGGGCCAGUGGUUUAUCUUGUGGUUGAUGCUUAUGUAUCAAAACAAUGCGCCAUACUCUACCGCCUACACACACCAUCGUAGGGGCAUCCGAGGUGUGACGUAUCACGGCAGACACGUCGGGUGAUGCAGUGACCGAGCGCGAGAAUUACGUAUCACGUCAGCGACAUUUAGUGAUGCAGUGAUAGUGUGAACGCUGCCUAUCACGAUAGAGACUAGUGAUGCAGUGACUGUGUGAAGAGUGCGUAUCACGGCAGUGAUAUCUGGUGAUGCAGUGACAGUGAAGACUGCGUAUCACGGUAGCGACAUCAGGUGAUGCAGUGAAGAUGCUGUCUGCGGUCAUCACUGGCGUGCUGGGCCUACUGGCAGUGGCCCGUGGCGACGUCGUCGUCUACACAGAAAUUGUACCACAUUUGAUAGAGAAUACCUUCUUAGACCGGCCGGCGAGCUUCGGACCGGACCUUCCAUUCGAGGGGCUGCGCGGACUCCUGGUGCCCGGUCAGCCGGCCAACGGCUGCGGCGCCAUGAAGCCGCCGCCCGCUGUGGAUAACUUCACAAACAAGUGGAUAGUGCUGGUCGCUAGAUACAACUGCUCGUUCGCGGACAAGGUGACCAACGCCAUGAAUGCGGGGUACGACUGCGUCAUCGUCCACAACGUCGGCUCCGAUGAGCUCGAAACAAUGUCAGCAAAAAACUCCUUCAACAUUAGUAUUCCGUCCGUGUUCGUCAGCGAAAAGACUGGCAUCUUGCUUGCUGAUGACUACAAUUACACCUCACGUAAUUAUUACAUAAUGGUGAACGGUGACGAGCCGUUCGACAUCAACACGCACUUGUUGCUGCCGUUUGCGGUGGUGGUGGCGCUCUGCCUCAUCAUCAUCAUCAUCUUCAUGAUAGUGAAAUGUAUAAAAGACCGCCGCAGAGCGCGUAGACACCGCCUGCCGAACCGGUCUCUCAAGAAGAUCCCGACGUGCAAGUUCAGCAAGGGAGACCCGUACGAGACCUGUGCCAUCUGUCUGGACGACUACCAGGAAGGCGAGCGACUGCGAGUGUUGCCGUGUGCACAUGCAUACCACGCGAAGUGCGUAGACCCGUGGCUCACGCAGAACCGUCGCGUGUGUCCCGUGUGCAAGCGCCGCGUGCUGGCCGCCGGCGAGCGGGAGGCGCGCGCGCGCAGGGACUCCGACGACUCGGAUGAUACAGAACCGCUGUUGGACGCCGAGCCACAAGUGUUGACACAGGGCGGCACAUUCGCGCCGCAACGCGAGAAUCCGUUCCGCCGCGCCGCGCGCGCCAUGGAAGCCUGGCGUCGCACCCGCGCCUCCGCCGACCCUGAGGAAGCAACUUCAGGAACAGAAGAAAAUAAUCAAGCGACUAAUGAUAGUGAAAACGUGCCAGCGUCAGAGUCCGCGCCGCUUCUCCAGCCGGUAUCGGAGCGGCGGGCGCGGCGCGGGCGCUCCCGUCGUCGGGCCCACAGCGCCGCGCCCGCGCCCGUCCCCGCGCCCGCGCCGGACGGACACUCGAUCAAUACUGAAGUCAGGGGGGAGAUCGGCGUAGCCGCGCUGCCCGCUAUCCCGCACUCGGCCUCGACCCCGCACCACAUCGACUUAUGAACGCGGGACCCGCCCCACUGCUAAUACUAGUACAACACUACUAGUCCACACACGGUUCAACGGACUGGUCACGUGUUAACUGACAGACGAGUCGAUCCCAGAGCGAACACGUAUUAAAUUGUAGUUAAAUCACUAACCAUAACCACUGAUCAAUUAAUUUAACGCUUGAAUUUAUACUAACAUAACAUAGUAUUUUUAACAAUAUCAAUUUAACGAGCUGUCAAAUGUUAUGUCAUAGGUUGUCUUCUUCUUCUUUUUAUUUUGUUUAUGGCCAGGUCUGGGAUAUUAUGGCUUCUCGAGUAACCUCCCCAUAGUUAAAGUAACUGACAGUGAUUGUGUGUUGUCAAACAGCGCUGUUUAGGCCGUGAUCACAUUAAACGUACUUAAAAUUCCAGCCACGAAUGGCAAAAAGUGUACAGUACGGAUAAAAGAAACCAAGCACAGCCAUUGACAUAACAUUUUGACAAUCAAUAUGUAAACAUAUUCGAUUGAAUAACCUGGACUAAAGAAAUAACUUGUAUAUCUUUUCCUAUUAUUAUAUUGUAAGUGAGUAUGAUGGCUCACUUUAUGCGAAGCUAGUUUUCAAAGCUAGUACUAGUUCACUCGGAAUUAAUUUCGAUUGAAUUAGAUUCGUUAUAAAUAAGUAAUUCGUACUGAUAACAAGGCAGUUCAUAUUAGCUUUGUGUAACUAACGCCGUAUGGCGACGUCAACAAUGUAAGAUGAUAUACCCACGCAGGAUCGGGGUUGCAACGCGCAUUGGUGCAAUAUAACGGACGUGUAUUGAGUGUUUUAAGGCUAAGGAUAAACGAGCGAAAACGUUCUUCGAGUUCACACAAAAGUUCUGUAUGGACUCACAACGACGCAAAAUGUGUUGGAACUUGAACGAUUGCUACGCUUCAGAAAUUACGCUCGUUUGGCGUCAGCCUAAAAUGGCGUCUCAUAUGGAAUAUUCGCGUGAUAUGUAACAUAACUCAAGUCGCAUUGUAAUUUGGCAAAAAGGCAAUGACAAUGGAAGAUCAAUACCCUAUUAUUUACCGUUGCAAUGUCUGUACAAAUUGACGUUACAUUACAUGCGAAUACUCACGCUGAGAACUUUAGGAUUAAUGUCACAGAAUUGUAAAUGCUUAGUUGUAAAAUUAUUACUUAACUACAGGUCUAGCAUACCUGAGCCUGGGGUAUGCCGCCUAAGUUGUCCACUAGGCCUGUAAGUUUCAUUUAUUAAAAGCACUUUGGUAAUAUCACUCGCUCCGCAUUUGUGCACUUUUAAUUACAAGUCUCGGAACUUUUGGUGAGGUUAAAAACUUAAGUUAAAUGAAACCCAUCAAUUUAAAAAUCAGUUAUUAUAGUCCGGUCAGAGAG
Molecule: messenger RNA, 3211 nt
Organism: Ostrinia furnacalis (Asian corn borer)
Lineage: Eukaryota; Metazoa; Arthropoda; Insecta; Lepidoptera; Crambidae
Gene: gzl
Product: godzilla E3 ubiquitin protein ligase
Exons: 13
Coding region: 568-1851 (427 amino acids)
Source: RefSeq, a predicted model, not a curated record